Molecule: messenger RNA, 774 nt
Organism: Gossypium raimondii (Peruvian cotton)
Lineage: Eukaryota; Viridiplantae; Streptophyta; Magnoliopsida; Malvales; Malvaceae
Product: actin-depolymerizing factor
Exons: 3
Coding region: 144-584 (146 amino acids)
Biological process (GO): actin filament depolymerization
Cellular component (GO): cytoplasm; actin cytoskeleton
Molecular function (GO): actin filament binding
Source: RefSeq, a predicted model, not a curated record
UUCUAUUUAUUUUUGGGAAGAUACAUAUGUCAUUUUCAUUUUGUCAAAUAUUUUACAAUUUCCAACUCUUUGCCCUGCCUCGCUCUUCAUUUCUCUCAUUCCUCGGUUUCUUUUUUCUUUAAUCUGAACUUCACUAAGCUGCCAUGUCGUUUACAGGACUGGGUCGGCCAAAUGCCACAUCUGGCAUGUGCGCUGCCGGUCACGCCAAGGAUACAUUUUUGGAACUGAAAAGGAAGAAAAUUUACCGCUAUUUGGUAUUUAGGAUCGAUGAGAAGAAAAGAAAAGUUGUGGUUGAGAAAACUGGUGAUCCAGCUGAGACUUAUGAUGACUUCACUGCAUCUCUUCCCGAGAAUGAUUGUCGAUAUGCUGUAUAUGACUUCGAUUUUGUUACUUCUGACAAUUGCCAAAAGAGCAAGAUUUUCUUCAUUGCAUGGUCCCCUUCAUCAUCUCGAAUCCGUUCAAAAGUGCUCUACGCCACUUCAAAACACGGGCUUAGAGAGGAACUGGAUGGUAUCCACUAUGAGAUUCAGGCAACUGACCCUACAGAGAUGGAUCUUGAAGUGCUGAAGGAUCGUGCUAACUGAGCGUUGCAUAGUUUAACUGUUCCAUUCAAGAAGUUACCCCCCUCGCUUUGCUGACUCCGAGUUAGUCUUUGCUUCAUGUGCAGAAUCAUUUUCUGACACAAAAAAUUAGUUCAUGUAUAAUCCUGGAAUAACCAGAAUCUGGUGAAGUUGAUAUGAAGCUCUGGGCUUAACAUUAUCCGGUUCCUGUUAA